UUAACAUUUGUCACUAUAAAAGGUGUGUCAACACUGACUGAAGUAAACAACAAUUAAUAUUGUUCUAAAAUGACCAAAGCAAAUAAAACGCCACAAAAAACAAGUGAAGCCAAUAUAAAUGCCUCGCUGACACCAAUUCGAUUUCUGGAUAGCCCCCGCCUGCAAUCUCCCACAAGUCACGAUUCGAAUUUGGCCAACUGCAAAACGAGGUUAGAGACUAUUGUUAAACAACUUCAGGAUAACUACACCAAAUGGCAAUUAGCCCAGCAGAGAGGCACCUCCAUUUGCUUUUCCAUCGAGGCGAAGAAAACAAAGUGCCUGGAAAAACCGCAGGACGACGCAAACACCACUUAUCCGGAUGAUCUGAUCCUGCCCUGCAACAAACUGGCCAUUAUAGCAUCGAUAUUUGGAGAUAUAGCCAAUAAUUCAAAGGAAAUUCUAAGACAACUCAGAGCUAUAUGUAAAUUGCCAGGCGCUGCAGUGGACACGAUAUUCUACAGGUCCUGGAAGUUGUCACAAUUCGUUGCUUUUUGCAAAGAACUAUCCGAAAGAUAUGAGCAGGAAGUCUUAGUCAAAAAGGAAGUGGCAGAAAACAUUGCCCAUUCGACUGAAAGAAGCCAGCUGAUUGCGUACACUACUUUGUGGGAGUUUCCCGAGUACGUGGAUUCCUAUGUGCACUUGGGUUUUCUUCUACUCGCGGAAGAAGUUAAUUUAAAGCAAUAAAAAACAAAACAUUUUA
This is a messenger RNA of Drosophila rhopaloa, 739 nucleotides long. Its product is annotated as cyclin-dependent kinase 2-interacting protein. NCBI's taxonomy places the organism in Eukaryota, Metazoa, Arthropoda, Insecta, Diptera, Drosophilidae. The coding region runs from base 70 to 723 and encodes 217 amino acids. The transcript has 3 exons. The record is from RefSeq and is a predicted model, not a curated record.